Hibiscus syriacus is the source of this 817-nucleotide messenger RNA. Its product is annotated as chloroplastic group IIB intron splicing facilitator CRS2-B, chloroplastic-like. The coding region runs from base 82 to 813 and encodes 243 amino acids. Gene Ontology annotation, molecular function: peptidyl-tRNA hydrolase activity. The transcript is spliced from 9 exons. NCBI's taxonomy places the organism in Eukaryota, Viridiplantae, Streptophyta, Magnoliopsida, Malvales, Malvaceae. The record is from RefSeq and is a predicted model, not a curated record.
GUCUAACACAAAGCUUCCACUUCCUUCCCCAUUCUUCUCUGUGCCCUUACUGAAUUGAAGCAUCCGAAGUGAAACAGGCCAAUGUUGCAUGCAAUCUCUGUUCCAAACACUUGCAUUUUGUAUCCGAGAAGCCGGUGUUUGGGUCAAAGUACUCGAGGGUCGAGAAGACUUCGUGUGCGAACUUCUUUGCCGGAUAAUAAUGGUGGAUUUAAAGUGGAGUAUACACCCUGGUUGAUUGUUGGAUUGGGUAACCCUGGAAUUAAGUACCAUGGAACACGGCACAAUGUUGGUUUCGAAAUGAUUGAUCAAAUUUCUCGAUCGGAAGGGAUUGUGUUGAAUACUAUACAGUCAAAAGCUCUAAUUGGAAUAGGUGCCAUUGGAGAAGUACCGAUUUUGUUGGCAAAACCUCAGGCAUACAUGAAUUUCAGUGGGGAAUCGGUUGGGCCUCUUGCUGCCUAUUAUCAAGUUCCCCUGCGCCACAUUUUGUUGGUAUAUGAUGAGAUGAGCUUGCCGAACGGUGUUUUGAGGCUUCAGCCGAAAGGAGGACAUGGACAUCAUAACGGAGUGAAGAGUGUGAUUGGCCAUUUGGAUGGAACUCGUGAGUUUCCUCGGUUAUGCAUAGGCAUUGGAAAUCCACCUGGUGCUAUGGACAUGAAAGCUUAUCUUCUACAGAAGUUCAGUCCUGUGGAGCGAAAUCCGAUCGAUGAGGCGCUGGAGCAUGGAGUUGAGGCAUUGACACUGGUGCUAGGUGGGUUCAGCCAAAAGAUCACAAGAUUCAAUUUAGGGCAGAAGUACAAGCAUCACAAAGUUUGACCAU